AUGGAUCCCUCCCUAGCGAACAAUCGUCAAAUGAAUCUUGAACACUCCCAACCAACAAAGGAAAACGUCGAUGACGUCACUGGUGAUGAUAGUGAUAGCAACAACAUCAACAACAACUACGACGAUCCUGAUAAUGAUAACUACGACGACAGCGAAUGCACGGAUAGUGAUUUCCAUUGUUCCUCGAAGAACGAGUGCGUGUCCAUGCCGUUCGUGUGCAAUGGCAUUCCCGAGUGCACCGAUGGAUCGGAUGAGGUCAACUGCACUGCUGGUUCGGCAACCUCUCUCCCUGGAUGUCCCCCUCACUUCUCCGAAUGUUCUGCAGACGUGAACGGCGCUGCCUGCAUCACCGCUGACAUGUUCUGCGAUGGAAAAGUUCACUGUCCUGAUGGUCUAGAUGAGGUGAAGGAAUAUUGCUCGAAAGUUGAACAGGCCAGUUCAGGUUCGACGAAUAGAAACAUCUCUGUGAUGGUUGGCAUCAUAUCUGCCAUUCUUCUCGUCCUCAUCAUCAUCGUCGUGGUCGUCGUCUACAUAAUUCUGUCGAAGAAGCGUCACAAGCGAUGCCACAGCCGACGCAGGACUCUACCACCGCCUACCAUGACGAGCAUUGCAACCAUCUUCAACUCAUCAGAUGCUCACAAUGACCAGCACCAAUCCAAGCAGCAACAGCAGUUAGCACAACAGCAGCAGCAGCAACAACAACCACGUAACAAUAUGGCCUACAACGACGAAUCAUUAAGAUACGACCCUUCUGACAACCUACCUCCACCAUACAACAAAAUUAUCCAGCAACAACAGCAACAACAACUUCUACUUCAGCAACAGGCCUCUUCCACUUCUUCGUUUGAACGUCUCGACAUGGGUGCGAUCGAUUAUGAUCCAAAGUCCAAAGAACUCCCAAUCAGCAACCAGACCUCUUCUCCAUUUUUCUCCUCUUCUUCAUCACCUCUGCAUAACAAAAAAGUCGCUUCAUCGGCCACAAACAACCACGGAGGGCGAUCCAGGAAGAACGACAACAUGGUGUCGUACCGAAGCAGUAAGUCGUCAGUGGGGGAUCACAUUUACGAGGAGCCUACGGGUGUUGUGUCCAUGAUGAAGGAGAGGAACAACGCUGCUGCUGCUGCUGCUGCUGAAGACGACGACGAUGACGGCGUCGUUAGUCGGUAUCCAUGUGCUGAUGAGGAAGAUGAAGACGAAGAGGAGGAUGAUAAUGUUCAUCAAGUAUUAAAUUCAAGGUUCUCACCAAUGCAUUUGCAGUCUAUUCAGAAACAGCAUUUAUUGCAUCAUCAACAGCAACAACAGGACCAGUAUUACAAACCACAACAGCAACAACAUCAGCAGCAGCAACAACAACAACGCAACAUGCGAUCGUCAGUUGUAUCGCCUAAUGCUGCAUCAGCAACUUGCCAACGAGUUUCGCGAAUCAGAUUGGGAACAGCAGUCAUUCAGCAACGAAACGACAACAGUUGGGUGGACAACGGUUUGUGUACAGCCAACCCAUCAACCAACAAUUACUUGGACAACAGAGGUCACGCUACCAUGGGAAGAUCUAGCCGUCGAAACAACAGCAACCAGCUGCAACACGCGUCAGUUAUGUCUAGUCGAAGAAGAAGCGGGGGAUUGGACGGGGUGUUCAAUUCCCCUCCCACAACUCCACCUCACCACUACGCUGAUCAAUUCUACCCAACGUCGGACAACCACAAUCAGCAACAUUCUCGUUACAGAAACAACAACGGUCCGGCGGAUGAUGUGAUGACAGCACUUAGAUUGGCUUCAAAAAAUUCCAGCUCUGCAGAGAGCAGCAACAACUCGAGCAACAGUGCAUCUAGCAACACGAAACUGCUUCCAUCCUCUGCCAGCUGUCAACAAUUUCAACCAAACAUUCUUCAGAACAACAACGCCGUCAGAAGAGAUCCAAAGUCGACAUCCUCGAAAACUUCUCAAGUGGACAGAAUUCCACUCGGCAUCUGUUUCUCUACAGAUCAACAACAAAUGUCCGAAAUGUUUUCUCAGCAGUACGAUCGUUACCAGCAACAACAACAGCAAAUUCAACAACUGCAGCAACAAAUUCAGCAGCAACAUAUACAACCCAUCAGAAAACAAAGUACCACACCAGCUUCUUUAACUCACAACAAUUCUUUCCAACAAAGACAACAUAUCUUAGGUAGGGAAUCAUCCAUCGGUGGUACGAGACCAGACCGAGAAACCAACAAUGCAAACAAAUUAAACUUCAGUCAAUACAGCAAUAUUGACAACAUCAGUAACAACAUCCGCCUACAAAACUUUACACAGAUUGAUUGCGACAAAACAAAACUUGGAUCUCCGUUUGCCAACGAGCAUGUUGCACUCUCGAAAUGCAUGCCACAAAACAUUGAACAGCCAUUGAACCAGCGCUUUCAUGAUGAUGAACAGCUCAAGUUCGCCAAACUUCUCAACCAUCGAUCCACCUCAGAAAUUUUGUGUGGAGAUGAAUUUUUAAACCCAACAUGUGUCUAAAAUAUUAUAUUAAAUUCAUUUGAUUGAUUGAUUGGCUUGAUUAACAAUAUAACCAUAAACUAGAGUACACAGAUGUCUCUCUCUCUCUUUUUCUCUCUAUAUAUACAUGUAUGUAUAUAUA
Molecule: messenger RNA, 2617 nt
Organism: Helobdella robusta
Lineage: Eukaryota; Metazoa; Annelida; Clitellata; Rhynchobdellida; Glossiphoniidae
Exons: 7
Coding region: 1-2496 (831 amino acids)
Molecular function (GO): protein binding
Source: RefSeq, a predicted model, not a curated record